This is a messenger RNA of Xylona heveae TC161, 726 nucleotides long. RefSeq lists its product as hypothetical. The record is from RefSeq and is a predicted model, not a curated record. Bases 207 to 671 code for a protein of 154 amino acids. The transcript has a single exon. NCBI's taxonomy places the organism in Eukaryota, Fungi, Ascomycota, Xylonomycetes, Xylonales, Xylonaceae.
UCUAUCAAAUAAUCGGGAUAUCUGCUGCUAUCAUUCUUCCCUGGGAAGUUAUCUUUGGCUUCUGCCUGCUUAGACGGUGAUACGGACGCAGUAUCAUGCAUUAGGUUUCCCUUUUCUAGCAGCCUGGAGCGUUAAGACUUAUCAUAUACAUUGCAUUUGCUUUUAGCAUUAGUUCUCGAUUUUGACUGGCUCGGCUUUUGCCUUGCAUGUCCCUCGAUGAUUUUCCUCGAUGUUCUUUUCCUGACGAUCAUUUUUGUGCCUUUCAAGUUUACAUUUGGCUACCUGCAUUUUUACCUUGGUUGCUGCCUGAGCUCCUGGCAUUAACCAGCUUGCUCCUCAUUCAACAAAUCCAAGUCUUGACCACGUAUUUGCAACGCCCGGUCUUUCCUCUCAAGCCAGCUUACUCCUGUUGUUGGUUCUCUUCUUGGGAACCUCGCUUUAUAAAAUUUCAUGUACACAGUCCAGAUCCUCAGUUAAUAUUGCUAACAGAGCGACAUUGGCCAUCGUUUUCUAGACGGAGAACAUCUAUCCGCCCCUAUUCAACCAAUCGCAACAUUGAAAACUCUCCCCAUGGACUUGUCUUGAAAAGCCGCUCAGCUUACAAGAGGAAAAAUCAUCAUGCGAAAUGGACCGUCUCUAGGAUAGCACCGUCGCUCAUUCCUAAGCAAUAAUAUUAAGCAAUCCUAACCAUUGGCCCUGCGUCUCAUCUACGCGUGUGAGACGAUC